Acomys russatus (golden spiny mouse) is the source of this 1595-nucleotide messenger RNA. RefSeq names its product TNF receptor associated factor 4 (gene Traf4). The coding region runs from base 44 to 1456 and encodes 470 amino acids. Gene Ontology annotation, molecular function: protein binding; zinc ion binding. The record is from RefSeq and is a predicted model, not a curated record. The transcript has 7 exons. Gene Ontology annotation, biological process: regulation of apoptotic process; positive regulation of JNK cascade; signal transduction. Lineage: Eukaryota; Metazoa; Chordata; Mammalia; Rodentia; Muridae.
CGCGUGCCCGGCCCCGCCUGCCCGUGCCGGCCGCCAGCCCGCCAUGCCCGGCUUCGACUACAAGUUCCUGGAGAAGCCCAAGCGGCGGCUGCUGUGCCCGCUGUGCGGGAAGCCCAUGCGCGAGCCUGUGCAGGUGUCUACUUGCGGCCACCGCUUCUGCGACACCUGCCUGCAGGAGUUCCUCAGUGAAGGAGUCUUCAAAUGCCCCGAGGACCAGCUUCCUCUGGACUAUGCCAAGAUCUACCCAGACCCGGAGCUGGAGGUCCAGGUGUUAGGCUUGCCUAUACGCUGCAUCCACAGUGAGGAGGGCUGCCGCUGGAGCGGGCCGCUUCGCCAUCUGCAGGGCCACUUGAACACUUGCAGCUUCAAUGUGGUCCCCUGCCCGAAUCGCUGCCCAGCCAAGCUGAGCCGGCGCGAUCUGCCUGCCCACCUGCAGCACGACUGCCCUAAGCGCCGCCUCAAGUGUGAAUUCUGUGGCUGUGACUUCAGUGGGGAGGCCUAUGAGAGUCACGAGGGCAUGUGCCCCCAAGAGAGUGUGUACUGUGAGAACAAGUGUGGCGCCCGCAUGAUGAGGCGCCUGUUGGCCCAGCACGCCACUACUGAGUGCCCCAAGCGCACCCAGCCUUGUGCCUACUGCACCAAGGAGUUUGUUUUUGACACCAUCCAGAGCCACCAGUACCAGUGCCCACGGCUGCCCGUUCCCUGCCCCAACCAGUGUGGUGUGGGCACUGUGGCUCGGGAGGACCUGCCCAGCCACCUGAAGGACAGCUGCAGCACUGCCUUGGUGCUCUGCCCCUUUAAAGAGUCUGGCUGCAAGCACAGGUGCCCUAAACUGGCGAUGGCACGUCAUGUGGAGGAGAGUGUCAAGCCACACCUGGCGAUGAUGUGUGCCCUGGUGAGCCGGCAACGGCAAGAGCUUCAGGAGCUGAGGAGGGAGCUGGAGGAGCUGUCCAUAGGCAGUGAUGGCGUGCUCAUCUGGAAGAUUGGCAGCUAUGGGCGGCGUCUGCAGGAGGCCAAGGCCAAGCCUAACCUGGAGUGCUUCAGCCCGGCCUUCUACACACACAAGUACGGCUACAAGCUGCAGGUGUCCGCGUUCCUCAACGGUAACGGCAGCGGUGAGGGCACUCACCUCUCCAUUUACAUCCGCGUGUUGCCGGGCGCCUUUGACAAUCUCCUCGAGUGGCCCUUUGCCCGUCGGGUCACCUUCUCCCUGCUGGAUCAGAGCGACCCAGGCCUAGCUAAGCCGCAGCAUGUCACUGAGACCUUCCACCCUGAUCCAAACUGGAAGAACUUCCAGAAGCCCGGCACUUGGCGAGGCUCCCUGGAUGAGAGCUCUCUGGGCUUUGGCUACCCCAAAUUCAUCUCCCACCAGGACAUCCGGAAGCGGAAUUACGUGCGGGAUGACGCAGUCUUCAUCCGUGCCUCUGUGGAACUGCCCCGGAAGAUCCUCAGCUGAGAGUAGAGCCUUUUGGGCUCACGUGGGAAGGGGGGGAGGCAGGACAGGAUCUAAGACACUGGCUGAAACUGGACUGGGGGCCGGACCCCCUUCCGGCUUCUUUUGCCUAAUUGCUAUCCCACUCGCUCCCUACCACCAC